Molecule: messenger RNA, 1530 nt
Organism: Diaporthe amygdali
Lineage: Eukaryota; Fungi; Ascomycota; Sordariomycetes; Diaporthales; Diaporthaceae
Exons: 3
Coding region: 1-1530 (509 amino acids)
Source: RefSeq, a predicted model, not a curated record
AUGUCUGACAUCAAUGAUUCAAUCAACCCAAGAUGUGAGGAUCCUGACAUCCCAUGGGCUGCUCCAGAUGAUAUGCAAUAUGAUAGAGCAGAAGCAGCGUUGGAGGCUAGCCACAAGGAAUUCGGCCGCCAGGUCUUUCGUGAUCUUUUGGAAAGCCUUGCGAUAGAUAGGCUUGGCAAAACCGAUGCAAGAAUCGUGCCGCCAGUCAUCGGAGGCAGCUACAACGUGAUAUACGGGCUGGCGUUGGAUGAUUCUCCACCUAAGCGUCUCUUGAGAGUACCAAACGCUAAUGUUGCUUUUGCUGAUGAGAAGACCGCUGGAGAGUGUGUCAUUGCCCAGUUUCUGCAAGAUCGGACAUCAAUCCCGACUGCAUCGGUCCUUCAUUAUGGUCUAUCGCACCAGACCCCAGAAGUUGGGCCACAUAUCAUCAUGAAACGCAUUGAACAUUUCUGGAGUAUGUCUUCAAGACUGAACAAGCGAUACAAAACCCGAGGAGCUCGACAUAUCCUGGAUAAUCAAAUACCUAGGGAUGAACUCAAAGCAUUGGAUAUGCAAAUGGCACAUUACCUUCUUCAGUUGCUGCCUCACCGCUUCCCUCGUAUUGGCACACUGGCUCGCCUCAAACACAACACAUAUGUCGUCCAAACAAGGCCGUUGACAAUUCACAUGCAGCAAAUGAUUGAGCUGUCAAACAUUCCACGAUCAGCAUUACCGCGCAAAGAUGAAACAUACUCCACAGCAGACGAAUGGUAUACAGCCUGCUCCAGAAUGCAUAUAGCGCCGCUGCUCUUCCAACAAAAUGACUUUAUUAUCACGGCCAACGAUUGCAGAAACAAGUAUGUUUCUCGUCUGAUAUUUCACCGAUUAGCCAAGGAAGGCAAGCUGUCACAAUUUGGAUUCGAAGAGGACUCUUGCGGCUCGGAAGACUUCGUUCUUUGGUGUGACGACCUUCGCCCAGGUAACGUGCUUCUAAGCGAAGGGGACGAGGUCGUUGGCAUCGUUGACUGGGAGUUCACUUACGUUGGGCCAACACAAUUUGCUCUUGAUCCGCCCUGGUGGCUUUGUCUGGACAAUCCCCAUAACUACGAUGACGGAGGGCUCGAGUGCUUCACAAAAGUUUAUGAGAAACGCGUCAAGACAUGGCUCGAGGCCGUCGAGGAGGUAGAGAAGAAAGUCGACCCUGUAUCUUUACGCCUCCCUCACGGCAUGGCUCUCUCAAGGUAUAUGCGCGAGAGCUGGGAAACGGGGCGUUUCUGGCUGAGUUAUGCUAUACGGAAGACUUGGGCAUUUGACCAGAUCUAUUGGAAGUAUUUGGACGAGAGGUUCUUUGGGAAACGGCCAGACGGUCUGCCAAGGGCACAGCUGUGGACUACUCGACUCCAUUUGUUGAACGAUAGGGAAAGAGACCAGAUGGAAUCCUUCGUGCAGAAGCGAAUGGAAGAGACCAAAGUGAGGAAAUUAAUUGAUCACUGGGAUCCAAAAGACGUGCAGAGGAGGUUUGAUGAAAUCCUAGGGGAAGACGGUGCAUAA